GCCACUGUAACCUGUCAAAGAAGAGCUAAGGGAGCUUUCAGGGUUCGCUUCUUGGAGGCUGCUUUCUCCUUUACUUGGAAGGCUUUGCUAGUGAUGGACCCAUACGUGAUUCAGAUGAGCAGCAAAGGCAACCUCCCCUCAAUUCUGGAUGUGCAUGUCAGCGUUGGUGGGAGAAGCUCUGUGCCGGGAAAAAUGAAAGGCAGGAAUACCAGGUGGUCCGUGAGGCCUUCAGACAUGGCCAACAAAACUUUCAACCCCAUCCGAGCCAUUGUGGACAACAUGAAAGUGAAACCAAAUCCAAACAAAACCAUGAUUUCUCUGUCCAUUGGGGACCCUACUGUGUUUGGAAACCUGCCUACAGACCCUGAAGUUACCCAGGCAAUGAAAGAUGCCCUGGACUCCGGCAAAUAUAAUGGCUAUGCCCCAUCCAUCGGCUUCCUAUCUAGUCGGGAGGAGAUUGCUUCUUAUUACCACUGUCCCGAGGCACCCCUAGAAGCUAAGGAUGUCAUUCUGACAAGUGGCUGCAGUCAAGCUAUUGAAAUGUGUCUAGCUGUGUUGGCCAACCCAGGGCAAAACAUCCUGGUUCCAAGACCUGGUUUCUCUCUCUACAGGACUCUGGCUGAAUCUAUGGGAAUUGAGGUCAAACUCUACAAUUUGUUGCCAGAGAAGUCUUGGGAAAUUGACCUGAAACAACUGGAAUCUCUGAUUGAUGAAAAGACAGCUUGUCUCAUUGUCAAUAAUCCAUCAAACCCCUGUGGGUCAGUGUUCAGCAAACGUCAUCUUCAGAAGAUUCUGGCAGUGGCUGCACGGCAGUGUGUCCCCAUCUUAGCUGAUGAGAUCUAUGGAGACAUGGUGUUUUCGGAUUGCAAAUAUGAACCACUGGCCACCCUCAGCACCGACGUCCCCGUCCUGUCCUGUGGAGGGCUGGCCAAGCGCUGGCUGGUUCCUGGCUGGAGGAUGGGCUGGAUCCUCAUUCAUGACCGAAGAGACAUUUUUGGCAAUGAGAUCCGAGAUGGGCUGGCAAAGCUGAGUCAGCGCAUCUUGGGACCCUGUACCAUUGUCCAGGGAGCUCUGAAAAGCAUCCUCCGUCGCACCCCGGAAGAGUUUUACCACAACACUCUGAGCUUCCUCAAGUCCAGUGCUGAUCUCUGUUAUGGGGCAUUGGCUGCCAUCCCCGGACUCCGGCCAGUCCGCCCUUCUGGGGCCAUGUACCUCAUGGUUGGAAUUGAGAUGGAACAUUUCCCAGAAUUUGAGAACGAUGUGGAGUUCACGGAGCGGUUAGUUGCUGAGCAGUCUGUCCACUGCCUCCCAGCAACGUGCUUCGAGUACCCGAAUUUCAUCCGAGUGGUCAUCACAGUCCCCAAGGUGAUGAUGCUGGAGGCGUGCAGCCGGAUCCAGGAGUUCUGUGAGCAGCACUACCACUGUGCUGAAGGCAGCCAGGAGGAGUGUGAUAAAUAGGCCUGCAUCCAUUCUCCUGAGGAUGUGUCCCAUCUCGGGAGGGCUGGACUAGGCCUUGCGGCUCCUCAGGGACUCAGGUGGCCCUACUGGAGAGGGGCCUCAGAUGCACCAUGUCAAGAGUUUAAGAUUGUUCCUGCUUUUCCCCAAGUACGAUCACACCCAGAUUC
This is a messenger RNA of Mandrillus leucophaeus (drill), 1625 nucleotides long. RefSeq names its product tyrosine aminotransferase (gene TAT). Gene Ontology annotation, molecular function: pyridoxal phosphate binding; L-tyrosine:2-oxoglutarate transaminase activity. The record is from RefSeq and is a predicted model, not a curated record. Gene Ontology annotation, biological process: aromatic amino acid catabolic process; biosynthetic process. Lineage: Eukaryota; Metazoa; Chordata; Mammalia; Primates; Cercopithecidae. The transcript is spliced from 12 exons. Bases 94 to 1458 code for a protein of 454 amino acids.